Echinococcus granulosus is the source of this 1065-nucleotide messenger RNA. Its product is annotated as Serine/threonine-protein phosphatase 2A activator. Gene Ontology annotation, cellular component: protein phosphatase type 2A complex; nucleus; cytoplasm. The record is from RefSeq and is a predicted model, not a curated record. Bases 1 to 1065 code for a protein of 354 amino acids. Gene Ontology annotation, molecular function: protein tyrosine phosphatase activator activity; peptidyl-prolyl cis-trans isomerase activity. NCBI's taxonomy places the organism in Eukaryota, Metazoa, Platyhelminthes, Cestoda, Cyclophyllidea, Taeniidae. Gene Ontology annotation, biological process: mitotic spindle organization. The transcript has 5 exons.
AUGGUUCUCUCCAAGAGAAUACAAACGCAAUCAGACUUAGGGGCGUGGACAGCAUCUGUUGCUUACGCAAACAUAGUAAAUUUUAUUGAAGGCGUUAAUUAUGCCGUAAGGGCAAAACUGAUCAAUGACAGGCAAACAAUAUCACCCAACACUUCAAAAGUGAUUGGUCUUCUAGAUCACUUAGAUGCUCAAGUUGCACUGACGCCGCUGGAGGUUAAUCCCCAGCGUUAUGGAAAUAAAGCUUUUCAGAAGUAUUAUUCAUGGUUAUGCGAAAAUGCCUCUCGGAUAUGCGCAGAAAAGUUGGGAAUUGAACCAUCCAUCGAAAACUUCGACGAGGUUACAAUGUAUCUUACGGAAUCUAUCGGCAAUCCUGUUCGCAUCGACUACGGCACCGGCCACGAGCUUUCAUUCAUGGCCUUCUUGCUAUCGCUAUUUAAAAUAGGUUAUUUGAAGCAAAUUGGACAUUCAGGUCGUGGCCCACAAAGCGGGUCCUCGGCGGAACUCAACGAUUAUGCCGCAACAGCUCUUUACAUCUUACCUGCUUACCUCAGACUUGUGCGUCAUUUGCAGACCUACUUUAGAAUGGAACCAGCUGGCUCUCAUGGUGUUUGGAGUCUUGAUGACUUUCAAUUCGUUCCAUACAUAUGGGGAAGUAGUCAGCUUAUCGGCACAGGCCUCUACGAGCCGUCAGCUCUACCCAAUCAGGAGAUCGCCGAAAAGGAGGCUAAUUCAUGCCUUCUCUUUUCUUGCAUCAAUUACAUCUAUCAGGUAAAGACAGGCCCUUUUGCGGAGCACUCCAGUUGCCUCCAGAGUCUCAGUGGCGUACCUAACUGGGAGAAAGUUAAUUCAGGAAUGAUCAAAAUGUACAAGGGAGAGGUUUUGAACAAGUUCCCGGUAGUGCAGCACUUCCUCUUCGGCAAUCUACUUAAGUUUGAGCCGGCCCCACCUACUUCCUUGAAUGCCGGACCACCAGGGAGGUUCCGCUUCCCAGGUACCUCCAGUUUCGGACACUCCCCCGGCACCCCUCCUCGACUGUCCUUCGUCAAGCCCACUGGAGACCCCUAA